GCAGACAUGACAUAUACUGACACAUCCGCUGUUGAUUAGACCAGAGGCUGUUUCACCGCAAUUAAAUUACAUCAGGAGAAGAUCGAGAGAAAAGAGCAGAGGGGACAACCCAAUCAAUACCUGGAGAGUUUUCAUUGUUGAGGGGUUCUGUAUCUGCGGGCCGCACUACUUUCGAGAGUGGGUUGAGAGAAUAUCCUAAUAAAACUUGCGUUGUGAUAAAAGUUGGUUUUGCGUAAAUGUCAUCAUGGCGCUGGGCCGCCCCUCUUUCUCCAUCAACGACAUCCUCACCCGGGGUGACACACGAGACAACAUUCAAAUUUCACGGGAUCUGACAGAUCUAUGCGCGUUAAAACUGGCCACCAUAAACCAGGAUCAGCCAACCGAGAGCAGAGAUGGGACCUCGAGGGGCCCCGGUUCAUCCACGUCGGACUGCAGUGAGGAACACAAACGGGAUGAGAUGGAGAUGAUACACAUCCGCCAAGGAAAUAUUCGUUCCUCUCCCGGUUUGGGCGACAUCAGGAACCCCACGUCUGAGGCCGGUAGUGAAGAGUCCACUGGAGAAGAGACGGAAUACAUGUCAUGCAGAAAAGACAUAAACAACAAACAACUACCCAGUCUGGAUCAAGACAAACAGAGGGAGGAAGAGGAGGAGAGGGAAAGUAGUUACAGCACCGUAGGCCAACCCAUAUCUGGUAACAAGAAGCGCUCCCGUGCGGCCUUCUCCCACGCGCAGAUCUACGAGCUAGAGCGCCGGUUUAACGUGCAGCGCUACCUGUCUGGUCCUGAACGGGCGGGCCUGGCGGGCGCCCUGAAGCUCACGGAAACCCAGGUGAAAAUCUGGUUCCAGAACCGGAGAUAUAAGACCAAACGGCGGCAGAUGGCGGCCGAACUAGCCUCCCGUAACUACUCUACACCAGCCACACUAGCUAAGAAAGUGGCGGUGAAGGUCCUGGUUCGAGACGAUCAAAGACAGUACGGUGAGGAUGACCUGUCCAGUCCGCCAGCUAUGCCUCUCUACCCGGCCUACCAAUAUGGAUACUACCCCUACAUGUACUGCUUCCAGCCAUGGCUCUCUAGCAAUGCACUUUGUGGGGGCAUGCAUUGACACAAUGGCGUAGCCAGGCCUCAAAAACAUGACAUUAAUUAACUUUAUGGAUUUAGGCCUACUAGAAGAAGACAACGACACUGGGUCGACAUUUCUACAUGCGUUUCUGUGUAAAUACUUUCUUUAUUCUCUCGUGGAGAGUAAGAUCAUUUCGACCCACAGUGAGCCUUUUUGAUGCUGUAGCCUACACCUGCAAGGACAAUCCUAUCGACAUCCCUCAGACAACAUUGAGGAUACAGAUAAAUGAAAUACACGUCCUGAAUAACGUAGAAGGCCUAGAUAAUAAUAUUGAAAUUAUUACGCAGGAAUGUAUAGACAAAUAAUAACUCAAUAAAGCUUUAAAACAAUUUGGGAAUUCUAGUGGUUAGAGCGUUGGACUAGAAAACCGAAAGGUUGCAAGUUCAAACCCCCGAGCUGACAAGGUACAAAUCUGUCGUCCUGCCCCUGAACAGGCAGUUAACCCACUGUUCCUAGGCCUUCAUUGAAAAUAAGAUUUUUUUCUUAACGGACUUGCCUAGUUAAAUAAAAGUAAAAUUAAAAUAAAAAAUAUCCUCAUUUAAUUUAUUUACACACACAAAAAAAUAUAACUCUUAUUAUAAAACAGGAGGAAUGUAGGAUUAAGGAUUAUGAAACAAUAUAGGCUAAUAUCAAGUGCUAAAAUCGAAAUGAAAACCAAUUUACAUUUCUAAAAUGUUAAUACACUUUUGACAGAAUUUUCGAUCUAAGCCUUGAACUUUAAAAUAACUUUUCACAUUCGGAUACAUGCAGUAGAUUCGUUAUAACAAAUAUCCUGGUAAACUAAAGUUGUUUUUCUCCGAUUCAAGCCAACAGCCAUCUUCAUUAUGAAAUUCGAAUCAGCAAAAAACAUGGAUAUCGAGGUAUUAUAUUCGUGCCUGUUAAACAUUGAACCCACAAGGACAGAAAUGUGUAGCCCUCAACAAGAUGAUCCAAAAGACUUUGCACCGAUGAGGACGUGAUGAGUGUGAAUAUAGAUGUUAAUAUUAUGGUCGAAAUCUUGAAGCCUGAAGCCUACAAGUUAAAGUAACGACAUCUAACAACAGACAAUCUAAAAAUGCUGGUUUGAAAAUAAUCAACUUUUAUAAUUGAAUAUGAGGCUUAGAAUGUAAAUGUAAUUUAUUAUGAACUAUCUAAUUAGGCAAGUUUAUAUUUUAUUAAUUUAAAUUCUAGAAGAUUUCACGUUUUCAAAAUGUUGAGCCAAAAUAAUUCAUGUAAAUACGGUACCUGCUGCUUACACUGCCCCGAUUUGUUUUGUGGUUCAAGUGUGCAAAUAUGGCUUCUACCUUCUCCAAGGGAUUUUCCAAACAGAUCUCUGAUAGUAUUGACAUUAUGGACCAUAAAUAGUGACCGUGGUUGAAUGGUAAAUCAAUGUCAUAUUAAUAGUAGGCUUAUAGGCCUACCUGUAAUUCCUAUACGGAUAUAUUUCCCUAUUCACUAAUUGAUAAUACAGAUACAACCAAUCGUAAUAAAAUCAUAAUUGUUCAUCAUUUAGAUACAUAUUCAAAUGUACAAUUUGAGUAGCAAAAAUGCAAACCACCCUAAACAUAGGCUACAUUUACUAACUUUAAUCCUGACCUAAUACACCUUGAUAAAAAAAGUUAAAUAAAAAAACGUGUAAAUGUUCAGGAAUUUAAAACGUGAAAUAUACACGAAAGGCAAAACGUGUUAAGCACACAUGUUUACAUUUUACGUUUUAGUCAUUUAUCAGACGCUCUUAUCCAGUGCCAAUCACAAUAUACAACACGUGUUGUAUGCGGAGCAUGUGACAAAUACAUUUAGAUUUGAUUUGAUUUUAAGCUAGUUCUGCAGCUGUAUGAGUCUGAGAGGUCAAAUAAAAUAACAAGUAAAAUAGCCCCCUAUGGUUUCUGGUCACAUGUUCCCGAAUGGCUAAAAAAUCACAACACUAAUCUUAAAAUAACAUAACAAAUAGCAGAGUUGGGAGAUUUGGAAAGCCAUAGUCAAUCAAUCAACAAUAUAAUAAUACUUUUAGUACAAAUAUGUAUUUUUAACUCGCAAUCUGUAGAUACUAUGCGAUUAGACAGGUUCAGAAUUUAUGUGAAACAUCACUGCACAGUUGAAAAAUAUAUGUCACAUGGAAAUCAUGAGUGGGCAGUGUACAGAAAGGAGAGGGGGAUGGUCUAAGAGUAGUUGAGGGGUGGAUUUAAAUGUUGUAUAAUAGUUUUGACUGAAAAACACCAUGUACAGUGAAUUCAAGUAUUCAGACCCCUUGACUUAUACCACAUUUUGUUACAUUACAGCUUUACAAAAAAAAAAAACGUCUCUCAUCAAUCUACACACAAUACCCCAUAAUGGCAAAGCAAAUACAGGUUUUUAGAUUUUUUUUUUAAAUGUAUAAAAUAAAAAAAACAGACUCCUGCGUUGUCUUGGCUGUGUGUUUAGGGUCGUUCUCCCGUUGGAAGGGGAACCUUCACCCCAGUCUGAGGUCCUGAGCGCUCUGGAGCAGGUUUUCAUCAAGGAUCUCUCUCUGUACUUUGCUCUGUUCAUCUUUCCCUGGAUCCUGACUAGUCUCCAGUCCCUGCCAAUGAAAUCAUUCCCACAGUAUGAUACCCCAUAAUGACAAAGCGAAAAGAGGUUUUCAGACAUUUUUGCAAAUGUAUUAAAAAUUAAAAACAGAAAUACCUUUUUUACAUAAGUAUUCAGACCCUUUGCUAUGAGACUUGAAAUUGAGCUCAAGUGCAUCCUGUUUCCAUUGAUCAUCCUUGAGAUGUUUCUACAACUUGAUUGGAGUCCACCUGUGGUAAAUUAAAUUGACUGGGCAUGAUUUGGAAAGGCACACACCUGUCUAUACAAAGUCCCACAGUUGAUAGUGCAUGUCAGAGCAAAAACCAAGACAUGAGGUCGAAGGAAUUGUCUGUAGAGCUUUGAGACCGGAUUAUGUCAAGGCACAGAUCUGGGGAAGGGUACCAAAAAAUAUCUGCAGCAUUGAAGGCCCCCAAGAAGACAGUGGCCUCCAUCAUUCUUAAAUGCAAGAUGUUUGGAACCACCAAGACUUUUCCUAGAGCAAGCCGGCCCGGGCCAAACUGAGCAAUCGGGGGAGAAGGGCCUUGGUCAGCGAGGUGACCAAGAACCUCAUGGUCACUCUGACAGAGCUCUAAGGUUCCUAUGGGGAGAAUGGAGAACCUUCCAGAAAGAAAACCAUCUCUGCAUAACUCUACCAAUCAGGCCUUUAUGGUAGAGUGGCCAGACGGAAGCAACUUCUCAGUAAAUGGCACAUGACAGCCCACUUGGAGUUUGCCAAAAGGCACCUAAAGACUCUCAGACCAUGAGAAACAAGAUUCUCUGGUCUGAUGAAACCAAGAUUGAACUCUUUGGCCUGAAUGUCAAUCAUUGUGUCUGGUAGAAACCUGGCACCAUCCUUACGGUUAAGCAUAGUGGUGGCAGCAUCAUACUGUGGGGAUGCUUUUCAGCGGCAGGGACUGGGAGACUAGUUAGGAUCGAGGCAAAGAUUAACGGAGCAAAGGACAGAGAGGUCCUUGAUAAAAAUCUGCUCCAUAGCGCUCAGGACCUCAGAUCUGGGCUAACAUUUUUCUUCCAACAGGACAAUGACCCUAAUCACACAGCCAAGACAAUGUAGGAGUGGCUUUGGGACAAGUCUCUGAAUGUCCUUUAGUGACCCAGCCAGAGCCUGGACUUGAACCCAAUCAAACAUUUCUGUAGAGACCUGAAAAUAUCUGUGCAGCGAUGCUCCACAUCAAACCUGACAGAGCUGGAGGUCUGCAGAGAAGAAUAGGAGGAACUCUCCAAAUAAAGGUGUGCCAAGUUUUUAGCAUUACAGACUCACAGCUGUAAUCACUGCCAAAGGUACUUCAACAAAGUAAGUAAAGGGUCUGAAUACUUAUGUAAAUGUAAUAUUUCAGCUUUUAUUUUUAUAAAAUUCGCAAAAAUGUCUAAAAACCUGUUUUUGCUUUGUCAUUAUGGGGUAUUGUGUGUUGAUUGAUGAAGAAAAAAAAAUAUUUUAUGAAUUUUAAAAUAACGUAAUAAAAUGUGGAAAAAGUCAAGGGGUCUGAAUACUUUCCAAAGGCACUGUAUAAUAAUAAAUAAAUAGUUACAAUAAAAUAACAAAGACCCCUCUACCCAUAAGUGAAAACUUCAUUGAAUUGUCAUGCUAAUUUUGGGUGUGUAGCCAUAUAGAGUGCUGUUUAAUUUGAUAAACACCAUCCCAUACCAUUAAUCCUUAAAUUCUAUGGUUAUGAAUGUGUUUACUGCUGUUGUGAAUCCCUUGCUCUGGCCCAGAUGCUUGAGUCAGAUGGAGCAAGUUGAUGUUGCACCAUACAGCCUCUCCUCAGGACAGAACCACAUUUAUCAUCAUGCUAUGCUGAAAAGACUGUGCAGACUAAACCCUCACCUCACUGUAAAAUACCCUGCCUAGGAGUUAGCUGCUGCAGUUUAACCAAAUAUAAAUAUCUAUGUUGGAUGGAGUUAAGUGGCAAUGGAAUAUCUGGUGGGGGAGAGAAAAUGGAAUGAGGAAUGCUGAAAGCGACAUUAGGCCAAUUCAAAAUGGGAACUUUGUAAAGCAUGUACACACACACACACACACACACACACACACACACACACACACACACACACACACACACACACACACACACACACACACACACACACACACGAUAACAUACCCACUACACACACGUACACAUGGAUUUUGUGUUGUAGAUAUGUGGUAGUAGAGUAGUGGUCUGAGGGUAUAUACUUAAUGUGCUGAGAAAUCUCUUGUGAAAUGUAUUGUAAUGUUUUUACAAUUGUAUAGAACUGCCUUAAGUUUAUUGGAACCCAGGAAGUUUAGCUGCUGCCUUGGCAGCAUCUAAUGGGGAUCCUUAAUAAUAUAUAUAUAUAUAUACAAACUCUACAUAGGGUUUUGUAUCACUCUCAUAACAUAAUUGAUGAGUGCAUGGGCUGUAGGCUAAAUUAUUGCAUUUUCAAUGCACAUUUAGAGGUUUGCAUUAAAAAGCCUGAAACAAACACAGAUUUCCUGAGUUGGCAGUUAUCCAGUUUAGUCAGGUUUUAGAGUGCUUCUCACACCUCAUGCUAUGUCUGCUACUUGAGUAGAACACGAUUCACUUCUCUCGUAGCUGAUGUGUGGUCAAAAAUGGGGCACAAAAUGGCUGCCGUGGCAUCACUUAGUUAGGUGCUAUAUCAGUACUAUUUGACACGUUUUUUUCUCCCUAACCACAUAAAUAAAGUAUUCAUCAUUAAUA
Messenger RNA from Oncorhynchus masou masou (cherry salmon), 6342 nucleotides. Its product is annotated as homeobox protein zampogna-like. Bases 245 to 1105 code for a protein of 286 amino acids. Gene Ontology annotation, molecular function: RNA polymerase II cis-regulatory region sequence-specific DNA binding; DNA-binding transcription factor activity, RNA polymerase II-specific. NCBI's taxonomy places the organism in Eukaryota, Metazoa, Chordata, Actinopteri, Salmoniformes, Salmonidae. The record is from RefSeq and is a predicted model, not a curated record. Gene Ontology annotation, biological process: cell differentiation; regulation of transcription by RNA polymerase II. Gene Ontology annotation, cellular component: nucleus. The transcript is spliced from 2 exons.